GAUGGCAACGCUUGCUGUCAGUCUGUCAUACGCCAUGUUGGGAAUCGGAAAUCCAUCAGAUUAGGAAAUAGACGAUUUGGGAUGGAAUGUUGGUGAUAAAUCCAAUAAAAAUUACCACACCUGAAGAAUGACAGCGGAGCUAAUGGCCAAUGGGACUAAGGAGAAAUGGGAUCCAGCUUUGUCGCGCUUGUUGUCCUCGCUGCAACAAGCCAAGGAGUUGCCCUCGACCGAAGAGGAGUUGGGGUUUUUGAGUGAAUUAUUGCAAUCCAAGGAACUUCAUGCCUUAGUUAACGUUCACAAUAAGAUAAUCAGUAAUGGCGCUAGCGAUAAAUUUUUCCCAAUGUUGUCGACAUCGAUGCAUGUUAUGGUGGAUGUUUUGGAAGUUUUAGCCACCAGAUUACAAGUUUCCGAAGAAUGCAAGGAGUUGUUUUAUUUGCUGCAGAAACCUCACGUGCAGGGCUUGCUGUACUCCCACGACGCGAUAGCCCAGAAAGACUACUACCCCCACUUGCCCGAAAUCCCUCAGGAGGCCGACGAAGACGAAGAAACCAUAAAAAUCGUUCAACUCGUAAAAAGUAACGAACCCUUGACUGGGGCACAAAGUGCUGAGCCAAUAGUCGGGGCCACCAUCAAAACCGACGAAGAAACGGGGAAAAUAAUCAUUGCGAGGGUGAUGCAUGGUGGGGCUGCUGACCGGUCGGGGUUGAUCCACGUGGGGGAUGAAGUCGUUGAAGUGAAUUACAUUAAUGUUGAAGGCAAGACACCAAACGACGUUCUUAGUAUUUUACAAAAUUCCGAGGGAACAAUCACGUUUAAACUUGUCCCUGCCGACAGCAAAAUGAAUGUUAGGGAGAGCAAAGUGCGAGUGAGGGCCCAUUUUGACUACGAGGCCUCCAAUGAUCCCUAUAUUCCCUGCAAGGAGGCGGGAUUGGACUUCCGGAAAGGGGAUGUCCUGCAUAUCGUAUCCCAAGAUGACGCUUAUUGGUGGCAGGCCCGUCGGGAAGGCGACAGGAACAUGCGGGCGGGAUUAAUCCCAAGUCGGGCCCUUCAAGAGCGCAGGAUAAUCCACGACCGGACUCAGGCCGCAAAGGACGGUGAUGACGGGCUUUGCUCUGUUUCAGCUUUGCCUGUGUUAACCUGCAGUCAGUCCCCGAAAUCCCCCCGUUGCGCAUCCAAACCUAAAACUAAAAAGAUUAUGUAUGACACUGCAGAAAACGACGAUUUCGAUCGAGAGCAAAUCGCGACCUAUGAAGAAGUGGCCAAACUGUAUCCCAGACCGGGGAUUUACCGACCCAUUGUUUUGAUUGGAGCGCCCGGAGUGGGCAGGAAUGAGCUCAAAAGGAGGCUGAUUGACACCGAUCCCGACAAAUAUAGAACACCAACACCAUUCACAAGCCGCCAACUGAAACCCGGCGAGGUGAACGGCAAAGAAUACUUCUUCGUCUCGCGUGAAAAAAUGGAAGAGGACAUCGAAGCGAGCAAAUUCAUCGAAUUCGGUGAAUACAAGGGCAACUUAUACGGCACAUCCGCCGACAGUGUGAAAGCCAUUGUGAAUUCCGGUCACGUGUGCAUCCUAAACCCCCAUUACCAAGCCCUCAAAAUGCUGAGAACCCCCCAACUCAAGCCCUACAUCAUUUACAUAAAACCCCCGCCCUUGGAGCGCCUGAAAGAGACGAGGAACGCAGUCCACGCCCGCUCGACCUUCGACGUCAACAACUCCAGAGGCUUUACAGAGGAGGAAUUCAGCGAUAUUGUGAAAUCGGCCAGCAGGAUAGAGUUCCUCUACGAGCACUUCUUCGACGAGGUGAUCGUGAACGACGACCUCGCCGUGGCUUUCAGCCAACUCCUCGCAGCCGUGAACAGAGUUGAGUCGGAGCCGUUGUGGGUGCCGGCGUCGUGGGUUCAGUAAUCUUAUUUUAGUACCAAAGCUGUUGUUACCUAAUAUUUGUGAAAUUCAGUGUACAACCUGAUCGCGGAUUGUUCCAUAUUGCAACGCUAAAUAUGGCUUUAUUUCGUGGUGUUAACACGGCGUUAUCGCAGUGUUACCACUCGACAAUCUUGGUGUAGCACAUCCGCAACUUUUUGAUAUUUAGCGUAAAUUUUUCUAGUUAUAAACGAAAUGCCUAACUGAAUUUAGCUAAUGGAGCUAAUUGUUGACUUUAAUAUACUUAAGCAAUUAGGGAUAAUAAUUAGAUUAUUAUUAAUCGUUAUCCUGUUUUAAAUAUUACCGAUAUUUUAGAUGUGAACACUGCCAUUUCGUACAUGAAUUGAAUUCUAAAUCGGUGUUUUCGCACUUUUGGUUGCCUAGUUUGGAAUUUUUUUUUAUACUCGUGAGGAUUUUUUCGAUAAUAGUGCCUCCUGUCUUAUCCACUGCUUGUAAUCACUUUCUUUUUAGAGAUGUGGGUUGUUGAAACAUAGAUUUUACAAGAUUUGUGCUUUGACUAAACUUAAAUAUUUCACUAUCUCUAUUUUUGGUUUUAUCACGUUUUUAGUGCAUUUUUGCGGUGAUGUAAUACCACUCGGAAGCGCUAAAGAAUCACAAUUCGCCAUUUUUAAGAAAAAUUUUGUGUCAAAUAUUGAAGGAAAAAAAUCAUUUAUCUAUGAAAACCUGAAAACUUAACUGAAAAAAAGUAAGUUUUAUGUUAUGAGAUGAAAAUGUCACAUAAGCUUAACAAAAGUGAAAUUGAAAAUUCUUAUCACCUACUGGAAAAUUCUGUGCUUCAAAAUAAUUUGGAGUAAACUUUCAGUUUUAGGAUAUUGAAAUAAAACAAAUGUUUUCAGUUAAAAUUUGAAAUCUUUGAACUGAAAACAUAUUAUUUUGAAUUUUAAAAUUUUGGAGAUUUCGAGUUUCAAGACAAAUAAAUUUGAACAACAAUUAUCUUGAAAAUAUUUUGUCUUGAGAUGACAAAAAUGUCCCAAAAAGAUUUUGCUUUUUAAGAUCUUCAAUUUCCAAAUUCUAAUCACUUAUUGGAAAAUUCUUUAUUUCAAACCAAAUUUAGACUAGACUUCCAGUUUCUAAUUUUUUAUGAUUCUAAAAAAAUAUUUUCAAAGUUUGGACUGAAAAAACAUUAUUUUGAAUUUUUCAAUUUUGAGUUUCAAGAUGAAGGAAGUUCUUGAAAACGAUGACAAGAUCACAAAAUGAUAAUUUAUUUCGAACUUUUAAUAAUCAUUAGUUGGAAAAUAUUUUUUUUUUAAAAAGCAUUUAGAAGAAGUAUGAUUCUCGUGUUUAACAUUUUUUUGUAAUCAAUUUUUUUUAAGAUUUCUGUGUUAUUUUCUUAUUUUGUGUUUUCAGUUUCAGUUGAAGGAAAGAAAAGCUUGAAUUUUGAUUUUUGACCAGAAAAUCUGCUGAAAAAAUUUCUCGAGAAAUGAAAAAUUGUGAUAAAUUUAUAAAUUAUGUCUUGAGAUCUUCAGUUUCCAAAUUCUAAUCACUUAUUGGAAAAUUCUUUGCUUCAAAACAAAUUUAGACUAGACUUCCAAUUUCGAAUUUUUUUUUGAUCCU
Molecule: messenger RNA, 3499 nt
Organism: Tribolium madens (black flour beetle)
Lineage: Eukaryota; Metazoa; Arthropoda; Insecta; Coleoptera; Tenebrionidae
Gene: metro
Product: MAGUK p55 subfamily member 7
Exons: 12
Coding region: 128-1909 (593 amino acids)
Cellular component (GO): plasma membrane; cell-cell junction
Molecular function (GO): protein binding
Source: RefSeq, a predicted model, not a curated record